UGCUGUUGAGCAAAUAUGAAUCACUGUAAGAGCUGCAUGCAAAUGAGGUCUUCUGAAUUCUUCUUCCAGGAGAAUGAAUGCAUGAGAAUUAAAAUUUUAGGAGACUGCUAUUACUGUGUUUCCGGACUCCCUAUAUCUCUCCCUAACCACGCCAAGAACUGUGUGAAAAUGGGAUUGGAUAUGUGUGAAGCCAUAAAGAAAGUGAGGGAUGCUACAGGGGUUGACAUCAACAUGCGUGUAGGAGUGCAUUCUGGGAAUGUCCUGUGUGGGGUGAUUGGUCUCCAGAAGUGGCAAUAUGAUGUGUGGUCUCAUGACGUCACUUUAGCCAACCACAUGGAAGCUGGAGGAGUCCCUGGACGUGUUCACAUUUCUUCAGUCACUCUGGAGCACUUGAACGGGGCUUAUAAAGUGGAGGAAGGAGAUGGUGAAGUAAGAGACCCGUAUUUAAAACAGCACUUGGUGAAAACCUACUUUGUAAUCAACCCCAAGGGAGAGCGACGGAGUCCCCAGCACCUCUUCAGACCUCGCCACACUCUAGAUGGGGCCAAGAUGAGGGCAUCUGUCCGCAUGACACGGUACUUGGAGUCCUGGGGAGCAGCCAAGCCCUUUGCACAUCUGCACCACAGGGACAGCAUGACCACAGAGAACGGGAAGAUUAGCACCACGGAUGUGCCAAUGGGUCAACAUAAUUUUCAAAAUCGCACCUUAAGGACUAAGUCACAGAAAAAGAGAUUUGAAGAAGAAUUGAAUGAAAGGAUGAUCCAGGCAAUUGACGGGAUCAAUGCACAAAAGCAAUGGCUCAAGUCUGAAGACAUUCAAAGAAUCUCCCUGCUUUUCUAUAACAAGAAUAUAGAAAAAGAAUACCGAGCUACUGCACUGCCUGCGUUCAAGUACUACGUGACCUGUGCCUGCCUCAUCUUUCUCUGCAUCUUCAUUGUGCAGAUUCUUGUACUGCCAAAAACAUCCAUCCUCGGCUUCUCCUUUGGAGCUGCGUUUUUCUCCCUCACCUUCAUCCUCUUUGUCUGCUUCGCUGGACAGCUUUUGCAAUGCAGCAAGAAAGCCUCUGCUUCUCUCAUGUGGCUUUUGAAGUCAUCAGGCAUCAUCGCCAACCGCCCAUGGCCACGGAUCUCUCUGACGAUUGUCACCACUGCCAUCAUAUUAAUCAUGGCUGUGUUCAACAUGUUUUUCCUGAGUGACUCUGACGAGACAACCCUUCCGACUGCCAAUACAUCAAAUGCAAACUCCUCUGUCCUGGAAAACCAGGCAGCGAUUCUCCAUGCACGAAAAUUGUUUUUCCUCCCGUACUUCAUCUACAGCUGCAUUCUGGGCUUGAUCUCCUGCUCCGUUUUCCUGAGGGUGAACUACGAGUUAAAAAUGCUGAUCAUGAUGGUAGCACUAGUGGGCUACAACACCAUUCUUCUCCACACCCAUUCCCAUGUCCUGGAUGCAUACAGCCAGGUCCUGUUUCAGAGACCAGGCAUUUGGAAAGACCUGAAGACCAUGGGCUCCGUGUCCCUCUCUAUAUUCUUCAUCACACUGCUCGUUCUGGGUAGACAGAGUGAAUAUUACUGUAGGUUAGACUUCUUGUGGAAGAACAAGUUCAAAAAAGAGCGGGAGGAGAUAGAAACCAUGGAGAACCUAAACCGAGUGCUGCUGGAGAACGUGCUUCCUGCACACGUGGCUGAACACUUCCUGGCCAGGAGCCUGAAAAAUGAGGAGCUGUACCACCAGUCCUAUGACUGUGUCUGCGUCAUGUUCGCCUCCAUCCCGGACUUCAAGGAAUUCUACACGGAAUCAGACGUGAACAAGGAAGGCUUGGAAUGCCUUCGGCUCCUGAAUGAGAUCAUUGCGGACUUUGAUGAUCUGCUUUCCAAGCCUAAGUUCAGUGGUGUUGAAAAAAUCAAGACCAUCGGGAGCACAUACAUGGCAGCCACGGGUCUGAGUGCUGUACCCAGCCAGGAGCACGCCCAGGAGCCUGAGCGUCAGUAUAUGCACAUAGGCACCAUGGUGGAGUUUGCAUACGCCCUAGUUGGGAAGCUGGAUGCCAUCAAUAAACACUCCUUCAACGACUUCAAACUGCGAGUGGGUAUCAAUCAUGGACCCGUAAUAGCCGGUGUCAUAGGAGCUCAGAAGCCACAAUACGACAUCUGGGGCAACACUGUCAACGUUGCCAGCAGGAUGGACAGCACCGGGGUCCUGGACAAAAUACAGGUGACUGAGGAGACAAGCCUCAUCCUGCAGACACUCGGCUACACGUGCACGUGUCGAGGCAUCAUCAAUGUGAAGGGGAAGGGGGACCUGAAGACGUACUUUGUAAAUACGGAGAUGUCAAGGUCCCUUUCUCAGAGCAACCUGGCAUCCUGAGAAGCUAUCCCUUCCUGGCAAGAAGAGCGUCCUUGCCGGAAGGUACCACGCACUUUCUGGCUGCAGCCUUCGUCCCUCGUUUUGAUGUACGUGCCCUGUCCCACCCUCCAGAGCCCCUGCGGACUAGUUCCUGUGACCCAGUGGCACACUGUUUGGUGUCUGCGUGCGCCCGGAUUGGCCUGCCACUCGCACUGUGCAUACUCCUAAGCAAGAGGAGGAGAGAACGUGUCCUAGAAGGAGAGCAUUUAAAGAAGCGAGGAGGAGAGAGGUGAAAUGAACACAAAUUCUUAAGGCAAUAAAACUGGGGGGUGUAUAUUAUCUUCUGGUGCAUGUUCUUCUCUGAAAACUAUGGUAGGCUUGUAACUGCAUCCCUAGUCUGAUAUUCAAACACACAGUAUUUGUGAAUAAGUUGACCCUGUCACCCAACAUGGAGUCUGUGCUCACCCACCCACAUGUCUUGUUGCCAGUGGUCAUCCGUGGGCCAUCACGGCCCUUGUCGCCUUGCCCUGUUGUCUUGUGGCAGCGGCACAUUGCCAUCCAUCACCAGAAUUAGUCCUCACAGCCUAGGACCAGUUUUGUACCAAACUCGUCUGAUGUUUUGAUGCCAUUUGUCUUUUGUAAGGUUAAUUCAUUAAAGUUUUAUGUACUUUG
Molecule: messenger RNA, 3015 nt
Organism: Peromyscus eremicus (cactus mouse)
Lineage: Eukaryota; Metazoa; Chordata; Mammalia; Rodentia; Cricetidae
Gene: Adcy2
Product: adenylate cyclase 2
Exons: 19
Coding region: 16-2364 (782 amino acids)
Biological process (GO): intracellular signal transduction; cAMP biosynthetic process; adenylate cyclase-activating G protein-coupled receptor signaling pathway
Cellular component (GO): plasma membrane
Molecular function (GO): adenylate cyclase activity
Source: RefSeq, a predicted model, not a curated record